Notodromas monacha is the source of this 2391-nucleotide messenger RNA. Lineage: Eukaryota; Metazoa; Arthropoda; Ostracoda; Podocopida; Cyprididae. The record is from the annotation of a GenBank genome assembly.
AGGAAAGACUAAUAAGAGCCGGUUCGCAAAGUGAUCGCGUUCACCGAAGAGACAGUGACUGGUGUGUCCGAGACAAUAAUGGACGAGGAAGAAUCAUUUCUCGAUUUCAACUGCACGCUGAACCUGACGAGUCCGUUCGUGUUACCUUCCAUGGAGUCGCAGUCCGAGCGUUCAGUCGACGUUUCCAACUGGAUAUCCAAUAUCCCGAGCGAUUUGCCGCCACCGGAAGACGUGAAGACCGACUACAAUGCGGAGUUUGUCGAUGAAGUUGCGAAUCAAGUGCAGCAGCGGUUCAUGGAAACGUGGUCGCCGUCGGUCAACGCCUUUGCGGCGCCGUUGACGCCGGCGCCUAACGUCCGACGGGAUCGGGUCUCGUUACUUUCCAUCCCAAACGACGAAGCCAACAUGCCGGGAAAAUUCCGAUGCACUGCAGAAAUGUUGGACCAUGUGGUUUGGUUGGGAUUUUCGGGCCCGUCUGAGCGAAAGGACGUGACUUACGAGACGGAUUAUUUUCCUGGAGACGGGAGACUUUCAGCGAAACUCUUGCUACCUAAUGGAACAAAUUCGUUGGACGUGAAUUCUACGGGCACUGUUCACUUUAGCAUUACCUUCACCUGUUACCACUCGUGUCGGGUCAGUGGACUCAAUCGCCAACGAAUCGCCGUAUUCUUCAUGCUGGAAAACGAAAGUGGGGAGUGCCUUGGACGUCAGCUGAUGGAAGUGAGAUCGUGUGCGAGUCCCGGAAGAGAUUACAAAUCUGAUGUCUCAAAGCGGAAUUCUGGAGCAUUAACGUCAACCGGGAAACCGAAGAAGCAGAAGAAUUCUAGCAGCUCAUCAGGGCCGAAGUUGUCAGUCAGCACAAGUACCCAAGCACCACAGCCUGACACCGUUGCCAUGGAAGACGCAGAUUUGGCUGUGACUGCGAUCACCGUUACAUCAGAACGCAAGAAGCAAGUCGAAUUCACAGUCCCAUUCAUGCAUACGGGUCUUGCCAUUCUUUACCUGAGACCCUUUUUCACGGAACCACCCUGGUACGCUUUCGCAACCGCGCUUUCGUGGCGAGUGUGGUUGUGUCUCGCGGGAAUUUACUGCCUUGCAACCCUAGUGUUCUGCGUAUCCGCUCGUCUUUCACCAACGGAAAAGGCAGCCAGCAUUUCUGCACACAUGAAUCCACGGUCGACGGGGAUCGGAGCUCAUUAUCAACCAUCCAACUUUCCGGGAACAUUGACGAACACAAGAUCUUCCCCGACGAGCGUCAUUGGGGCGAUGCGGGAGUCGCCUGUUUCCCGCUCAACCCCGACAACUGCAGUUCAGGAGGGGCCAUUCUCAGUCGCCAAUUGCUGCUGGUACUUGAUUGCAGCUCUUCUGUUCCGAAGCACUGUCACACAGCCCCAGCUGCCGUCAAUGCAAAAAGUUGAGGAAAAAUUGUUUCCUUUCCAGUCAACAUCCAUGAAGUUCUUGACCGUGGUUUGGUGGUUCUUCUCUCUACUGUUGUUGCUGCUCUAUGUUCAUGUGCUGGCAGAAGCUUACUCUACCAGAGUGAACAUUCAGCCCAUAAACACUGUUGAAGACUUGGCUAAGCAAAGCGCUGUCAAAUACGGAGCUCUGUCAGGUGGCGCCACUCUUGAUUUCUUCAAGAAAGCCAAGAUGUCGCUCUUCAACCACAUGUAUGAAACCAUGUCUGCCAAUCCCCGAAUGCUCGAACGCACUUACCGAGACGGAGUGGACCGUGUCCUGGAGGAGGACGGCAAGUACGCCUUCAUCAUGGAGUCAGUCGCCAUCGACUAUUACCUGACGCAGCACUGCGAACUUAAUCAAAUGGGCGCGGAAAUUGCGAGGUCGACGUACGCCAUCGCAGCGGCGCCUGGCUCGGACUUGGCGCCUUCCCUUUCAUCGGCCAUCUUGGAGUUACAGGCGGAUGGUAGGAUGUGGCAACUGGACGCCAAGUGGUUCUCGUAUCAGAAGGAGUGCGCUGGAGACAAUGAGUAUGUGAGGGACGAAGGACUGCCGUACCUUGACCUGUACAACUUCGGAGGAGCAAUUUUGGUCGUCAUUGUUGGACUUUUCAUCGGUUUAGGGAUUGCAAUAGCUGAGUCUGCUGUUGCAUCUGCCACCACAGCUCGAUUGAAACACGUCGACCCUCUAUCCGCUGCUCCAAUGACAGGUAUGGGCACAAUCCCAGAGUCACAACCCCUGUCAAUCGCCGUGCCUAAGUUGGAGAUCGGCCCUUACGAUCCUCAAAAUACGCCGGAUUUCGUGCUGUCAUCUGCCGGGAAUGGAGCAGGAAUGUCGCCUUAUCCGGGCGGUGUAGCUGUCCUGCCCCGCCAGGCGGCGCUGCGAACAGCAGGAGGCAGGGCACCCGCGAGAAGGAACCACCCGCAGCUGCGAUGA